Molecule: messenger RNA, 1891 nt
Organism: Pieris rapae (cabbage white)
Lineage: Eukaryota; Metazoa; Arthropoda; Insecta; Lepidoptera; Pieridae
Product: coiled-coil domain-containing protein 174
Exons: 8
Coding region: 183-1859 (558 amino acids)
Cellular component (GO): nucleus
Source: RefSeq, a predicted model, not a curated record
CGCCGCCACUCAACGUUUUACUAAAAGACCAACAUCCUACAAACCUAUUUAUAAUUACAUAAAAAAUACAGUUCAAAAAAUUUAAGUGACGAAAUUUAGUGAAGUGAAAUUUUAUGACUCCAAAGUACUGAACAUUUCCCUAAUAAGUUAUGACUUAAAGCUAGGUUACCAGGCCUGAAAAUAUGAAUGAGCACAGUAAGAAGAAAUUAACUUUCAAUAAAUCAACCUUAUUUAGUUUAAAGGCAGAACUUCUUAAAAAGCAAGAAGAGGUUUUAGAAAAGAAAAAUCUACCAAAGCACAGGUUGGAAAACUAUAAGCCUGUAAAAGUUUUAGAUAAAAAUAAACAUGAGUCUAACAAUCCUCAAACUUUUAAAAAUAAACUGAAGGCUAUUGAUACUGAUGAAUUAGAAGCACAAAGAAAAUCAAAGUCAGCACUAGAAAAGAAAGCUGAACUUUAUGAACAUUUGACUGAUAAUGCUGGGCAUUCUGAAUUGGCAGGACGAUUCCUUGUGGAUUUUAAAGAGAAGAAACAGCAAAGAAUUACAAAGCCUGAUGCUGCACUGACUGAAGUAGUUGAAAAGGAGGAGAAAGAAGAUGGUGACUGGAUUGAAUUUACUGACUGUUUGGGAAGAACUAGAAAAUGUCUGAAAUCAGACUUGGAUUUUUACAAAAAACGUGACAAAGAACUGAUGAAAAGAAUGCCUGGAUUUGAAGAAGAUGAAAGUGAUAUGACUGAAAAAAAAGCAGAGCAUCCAUUCCUGGUGCAGAAGACCAAAGAUUACCUUCAAUCUCUAAGACAGAAAUGGGAAGAGAAAGAGAAGGAAUUACUGGCUAAGGACCAAGAUAUUCAUUAUCAGGAUAUCCUCUUUGAUGAGGCAAGAAUGCACGGUGUUGGAUACUAUGCAUUCAGUACAGAUGAGACUGAACGUAAAAAGCAAAUAGAACAAUUGAUGAAGGAAAGAGAGCAGACCCUCAAGGCCCAAAAGCAAGCUGAAGAGUUGAGGAAGAAAAGAGACGAGUUAGUUGCUGCUAGGGUUGCAGCUGCCAAGGCGCGGCAGAGAAUGAGAUUAGGACUUCCACCCGAGGACCCUGAAGAUAAACAGAACGAAUUUAGAAAAUGUCUAAUUGAAUUCUUAAACGAAAAGAAAACUGAAGCAGAUAAUAAAGCGAAUGAAGAAGAAAAAAGAUUAAAAGAAGAACGUGAGAAAGAAAGACAGAAAGAACGAGACGCCUAUAUCCGCGAAUGGGACUUGGGUAAAGAAGGCGUAGAUGAUAAAGUUACUAAAUUCAGAGUAAUGACACAAGAAGAAUAUGUUGAAAAACAGAGAGCGAAGCGGAUCAAUGAAUUUGCUCCACUUGAAGCGUCAACAUCUGGUAAAUCUAAAUUUUCAUUUGAUAUUAAGGGAAGUAAAGUAGAUACACAAACCAAUAUAAAAGAGAGUGAUUCAACUAAAAAAAAGACUUGGGCAGAUGUUAGACAAGAAGUCAGACCACUUACACCUCCUCCACAUGAGAUAAACGAUUUAAAUCAAAAAGGUCUAUAUUUUUCAUCAAAGAAAUCGGAAGGAUCAGUAAAAUAUAAGAAUUUUGUUAAAAGUGGGGACCCAAUUCCGAUACUCAAUGAAUUGAGUGAUGAUGAAGAUAAAGUUAGAAGACAUAAUAAACGUCCUAAUGAAUGUCACUCUGAGAUACCGCCGCCACCGACUUACGACUAUUAUGGCCCUGUGCCUAAAAUCUCGAAACAUCAAAAACCUUUUGAGUCCGAUAUAAGAGAAUCAUUUGCCCAAGGCACAAAAAGUCUAGAAACUAAGUCAACUGGUAUACAUUUACCUAAACAUUAUGACUUCACAUUUGAUUAAUUGUAAAUUAAUAAAUAAAAGAAAUAUACAUA